This is a messenger RNA of Epinephelus moara (kelp grouper), 2437 nucleotides long. It is a transcript of the gene capza1b, whose product is annotated as capping actin protein of muscle Z-line subunit alpha 1b. Gene Ontology annotation, cellular component: F-actin capping protein complex; actin cortical patch. Gene Ontology annotation, biological process: actin cytoskeleton organization; barbed-end actin filament capping. Gene Ontology annotation, molecular function: actin filament binding. The record is from RefSeq and is a predicted model, not a curated record. Lineage: Eukaryota; Metazoa; Chordata; Actinopteri; Perciformes; Serranidae. The coding region runs from base 197 to 1057 and encodes 286 amino acids. The transcript is spliced from 10 exons.
CAUAAUAUUUAUACUAUUUUACAUUGCGCUUAUGCAAAGUUAUUAUUUAGAGUGUGUUGCGUUCUAUGUAGAAGCACCAUAACAUAUUUUAAAAUUACUUUGCGGCUUGUAUUAAUUCUGUUUCUUCUGUGUGAAUGUCAACUAGCGCACUGCCUCUGUCAGUCAGCUGGGGUAGGUGGGGUCACAAAGAGCCAAGAUGGCUGACUUUGAGGAGCCGCUGUCAGAUGAAGAGAAGGUCCGCAUAGCGGCCAACUUUGUGACUCAUGCCCCCCCGGGAGAGUUCAAUGAGGUCUUCAAUGAUGUGCGGCUUCUUCUCAACAAUGACAACCUCCUCAGGGAGGGGGCAUCCCACUCCUUUGCCCAGUACAACAUGGAUCAGUUUACUCCUGCCAAACUAGAGGGCUACGAGGAGCCGGUCCUGAUCACAGAGCACGGUGACUUGGGUCAGGGACGCUUCCUGGACCCCCGCAACCGUUUGGCGUUUCGCUUCGACCACCUAAGAAAAGAGGUGAGCGAUGUGCAGCCAUAUGAAGGAGAGGCGGCCUUGAGAAGCUGGAGAGAUGCCUGCGAUACCUCCCUUUGUGCCUAUGUCAAAGAGCACUACCCUACUGGAGUCUGCACGGUAUAUGGGAAAACGGUUGAUGGUCAGCAGACGAUCAUAGCCUGCAUUGAAGGACAUCAGUUUCAACCCAAAAACUUCUGGAAUGGUCGCUGUAGGUCAGAGUGGAAGCUUACCAUCGGUCAGUCCACUGCUCAGGUGGUGGGAGUGUUGAAAAUCCAGGUGCACUACUAUGAAGAUGGGAAUGUGCAGCUGGUUAGCCAUAAGGAGGUCGAGGAAUCAAUACCAGUGACUAAUGAAACCCAGACAGCCAAGGAAUUUGUUGAUAUUAUUGAGAAUGCGGAAAAUGACUACCAGACUGCAAUCAGUGAGAACUACCAGACCAUGUCUGACACCACCUUUAAGGCCCUGCGUCGCCAGCUGCCUGUCACACGCACUAAGAUCGACUGGAAUAAGAUCCUAAGUUACAAAAUUGGCAAGGAGAUGCAGAAUGCCUAGUCGAAGGUCAGGGACUUACCAGGGAGACGCACGCUCCACUGGGCCCACAACCCGCCUAUACAUGCGCAAGGACUAACCAAAGCAAAACUAUAUCAGUAUGGGGCAAGGAAUUAAUAAAAGAAAAAAAACAAAAAAAAGUAUAACUGAAGAUUUGCAGACUAUUAGGCACAGAUAUCCGUCUGCUGUAAGGAAGUUGUGGUUAUGGAGAUAAUCAUGGUUGGGAAAAAGUGGUUAAUUCUGGGUGUGUGUUGUGAAAGAGUUGUGUUGGGUCAGUGUCCAGGGCUGUGCUCAGGACUGCCACAUUAAAGAACUAAAUCUUCCCUCAGCCAUCGAAGGAAUCGCAGAGCUCACGAGAGUCAGGUGUCAGAAGUUACAAUAUUUUUCCUGAGUUAAACUGAUGCAGAGAUCUCAGCACACACAGAGAAGAAUCAGGACCGCACAAGGCAGCUGACGAGAGAAAUUAAGCACAGCAUCACAUAUCAGGGUUUGAUUUUGGACAGGAUCUGAAUUUUUUGAAAGUUUUUGUUUCAUUGUGGUGGAUUGGAAAUAAGGUGUGUCAGUAAUUGGGACAUUAACAGGAAAUUGAAAAGCAGUCAUAUGACAUUUUAACCGGCACCAAGCUUAACGUAAUCCUGACCUGACAUCUUAGCUAUACAUUGCUAAUGACGUGACAGUAUUUCUACCCGUUAACUUUUAGGAGUGGCACGAUCCUCUGCAUAGCUCUGUUCCUGCACUGUGCACCUGUAUGUUUGUCUGUGUCUGUCAGGGCUGAGGGAGUGUUUACCCGUUUUCUGUUGUGCUCCCAUGAUGUACGUCUCCACCCACGCAAGCAUUGAUGACUGAAUUAAGAUAAGGCAACUUCGACGCUGUUGCAUCUAUAAUGCAUUCUCCGUUCUGUUACUUACUGGCAACACCACCUCCAUUGCUGUACAGCUUUUCCUUUGUGAAAGGAAAACAUACUCAUAUUAACCAAGAUUUAUUUGCCAAAAUCUCUUUCCUAUGGUAAAGAACUCCAUCCUCCCACCCAUGUAUGCAAAUUUCUAUUUUAAUACGCUGGUUUUUUGUUGUUGGAGUCUUAGAAUAUUGCACUCUUUAACUGUAACAAACUGUUUGUGUGUUGGUCAAUGCCAAGUGAACGCAAAGCAGUUGCCAUGUAAAGGCAAGAUCAUAUACUGUAUACGUCACAUGACUUCUGUAAGGCCAUAUCAUACUGUGUGUGUUACAUAACGUCUAAGUAGGCUGACUCUGGAUCAGUUACUUGUUAGCGAUACUACGUGCUGUGUUCAACCCUCACACUAUACUACAACUGUGUGCCGAUCAGUUAUAAAGCUCAAGACUGUACUGCCCCAUUCUGUUGUACAAAUAAAUGGAUUGAACAUC